AUGGCCGCCAGAAACUACGGCAUUCUCCUCACGAUCUUCACCGUCGCAAUAGCCCUCCUUUUCCAGCCCGGCCCCGCUGCAGCCCUCCCUAACGUGACCGCCGUUUUCGCCUUCGGUGACUCCAUUCUCGACCCGGGUAACAACAACCACAUCCCGACCCUAUUCCGCUCCAACCACCCGCCCUACGGGGUCGACUUCCCCGGCCGCAUCCCCACCGGAAGAUUUUCCGACGGCAAGCUGCCGGCGGACCUUCUCGUCGACCACCUCGGCAUCAAGCCGCUACUGCCCGCGUACCUCGACCCGGCCCUCACCGAUUCGGACCUGCUGACGGGCGCCAGCUUCGCGUCGGCUGGCACGGGCCUCGACGAGCUCACAGCAGCCGAGGCCUUCGUGCUGACCAUGAAUGCCCAGCUGGCGCACUUCGGACGGGCUCUGGGAAGGAUGAGGAGGGCCGCGGGCCGGGAGGAGGCGGGCCGUGUCGUGUCCAACGCCAUCUUUUUGGUGGGCGCGGGGACUAACGACAUGCUCUACAAUUUCUACUUGCUGCCGAUUAGGAAGGGGAUGACUGUGUCCGGCUACCAGGAUUUCCUGCUGAGGAAGCUCGAGAGUGCUAUCAUGAGAUUGCACGGAAUGGGGGCCAGACGGGUGGCGGUGAUGGGGCUGCCGCCAGUGGGGUGCUUGCCUGUGCAGGUGACCAUCGGAAGCUUCUUGCCGAGCCCGCACAUGUUCAGGCGCGUGUGCGUAGACCAGCAGAACAUGGACUCAAGGGCGUACAACACAAAGCUACAGGCCAUGUUGUCCCGGUUGGGCCGAACGCUGCGGGGCUCGAGGAUUGCGUACGUGGACAUCUACAAUCCCAUGAUGGACAUGAUCAACAGGCCCGCUGCAUAUGGUGAGUAA
Molecule: messenger RNA, 900 nt
Organism: Striga hermonthica
Lineage: Eukaryota; Viridiplantae; Streptophyta; Magnoliopsida; Lamiales; Orobanchaceae
Source: the annotation of a GenBank genome assembly